Messenger RNA from Calliphora vicina (urban bluebottle blowfly), 1454 nucleotides. RefSeq names its product Proteome of centrioles 1 (gene Poc1). The coding region runs from base 88 to 1401 and encodes 437 amino acids. The record is from RefSeq and is a predicted model, not a curated record. NCBI's taxonomy places the organism in Eukaryota, Metazoa, Arthropoda, Insecta, Diptera, Calliphoridae. Gene Ontology annotation, molecular function: RNA polymerase II general transcription initiation factor activity; protein binding. The transcript has 3 exons. Gene Ontology annotation, cellular component: transcription factor TFIID complex. Gene Ontology annotation, biological process: transcription initiation at RNA polymerase II promoter.
CAGGCAUUCAACAAAGCGCAAAAAUUGGAAAAAAAUUACAAACAAUUCUUAACUAUCAAUACUUUCGUCUAAAAAAAUCCACAAAACAUGAUAAAUAAUGAACAAUUUGCUGAUCCUUGUCUAGAAAGACAUUUUACAGGACAUAGUCAAGCCAUAACGCAGGUGCGUUUUAAUCCGGAGGGCACUAAAGUGGCAACCAGUUCUUUGGAUUCCUCUGUUAUUCUGUGGGAUUUAAAACAAGCGGCUAGAUGUAUACGGUUUUCGGCCCACAAUGAUAGUGUUUAUGGUGUCAGCUGGUCACCCAAAUCAAAAUUGGUGGCUUCUUGUAGCAAAGAUAAGACAGUAAAAAUAUGGGAACCCAAAUUAAGAGGAGUGUCGGGAGAAUUUUUAGCUCAUGGCAAACCAGUAAGAUCGGUUGAUUUUGAUCCAUCGGGCACAAUGGUGGUGACAGCUUCUGACGACAAAACUUUGAAAUUGUGGCGUGUGGCUCAAAAGAAAUUCCUUACCUCAUUCGCUAGUCACACCAAUUGGGUAAGAGCAGCGAAAUUCAGUCCUAACGGACAAAUGGUGGCUUCAUGUGGCGAUGACAAGUCAUUGCGUAUCUAUGAUGUCAACUCGGGCGAAUGUAUACGUUGCUUCACAGAGGAAAAGGGCAUGGGACGUCAAGUGGCUUGGCAUCCGGAUGGCACAGUGGUGGCCGUAGCCAUGACUUGUAAUCGUAUUAAGAUAUUUGAUUUAGUGGCUCAAGAAUUGAUACAAUUGUAUCAAGUACAUGUAGGACCAGUUAAUGAUUUGGCUUUUCAUCCAAAUGGUAACUUUUUGCUGACCGGUAGUGAUGACGAGACAAUGAAGAUUUUAGAUCUAUUGGAGGGUAGACCGAUUUAUACCUUGACGGGUCAUACGGGAAAGGUAACAGCGGUGGCUUUUAGUCAAGAUGGUUCACAAUUUGCCUCGGCAGGAGAAGAUAGACAGCUUUUAGUUUGGAAAUCCAACUUACAUACUUAUGACGUUUCUCUGUACGAGGCUAAGGUGGCACGUGAAACUUUAAAUGAAAGUGGCAUUGUGCCUCACGAACAACAAUCGCCGGCCUGCAACAUAACCACCACAAAUGCCAGCGAUCAAUCUAUAAUUAUUGAUCCUAGACAAUCGAUGGCCUAUAAUAAUCGUGAUGAACAUUUCCAGGUGCUUGAAAGUGAAUAUACUAAACACUCCAUUAACCACACUACAUCUUCUCCCUCCACUACCAACUGCUCGUCUUCAACUUCAGGCAGUUUAAGCUCUAAUAGCAGUUCCUUGCUAAAUUUCCCUAAAACUAAAAGUAGCUUUUUCGAUGAUUAUGUCAAUUCACCAAAUAAGCAACAUUUAGCGAAUAAUUCGAAUGCUAGUUCGAAAUAUUUUUAAUUAUUUUUCUUUUAAAUAAUAUUUUAAUUUAUUAAUAUAAUUAAAGGACUGGA